AUGAGCGCAGGCACCAACGUUUGCAGCCUGCAAGCCAACCUGACCGAAACACGCAGAGGAGGAUAUCAAUCUUAUCUGAUUGUAUUGGAGCCACUUGACAAUGUACCAACCGCAUCUAUCGAUGUUACUGAUCUGGUCAUGCUUCGCGAAAGAAGUUCACAAGUCUUCCACUUCUACAAGGAAGGCCAGGACGUUGCUUCCAAAUUUGACAAUCUGGCCAGCACUAUGUUCGAACGUAGGGCCUAUGGGGACAUGAAGCGUCAAAGACGCAAAAUCUUGCUUCAGCAAAUGGAUGCCCUGCAGCAAAAGAUGAAGGACAUUAAAAAAGAAGACAAUCGACUGAAAGAUGAGCUGCAGGAACAUCAGCAACUGUUGAGCCAUGAUUCCAACGAAUUGGAGAGGCUAUACAUGGAACAAAGGGGCAUGUUGCAGAGGCAGUCACCACUGAGCCAACUCCUCGAGUCUAUCGACAUUUCGAAGACGGAGUCCUUGCGACGUCGGAUGUGUCACGACCUUUCCCUCAUGUUGGCGAGCGAAGAUCCCCACAUCGACUCAAUGUCGAACGAAGCUGAGAAAUUGAUCAUGAAAGCCGCCUUCAAUGGCAACGUUGUGGCGUUGCAGCUCUUGUGCUCUCUUCACGGCAAAUCAACAGAUCUCAGCUUCGAAGAUGGAGCCGGACGAGCCAUCACCAAUGGCCGUCGACAAGCUGUCGAGCUCUUGCUCGAGGAAGCAAGCGCUGUCUGGCUUCACGAUGGUACUGUUCCUAGCGCGUUACAAUACGCGUCAAAACUAUCACAAACGUACAGCGCUGUAGCCGGAGUGGCCAAAGAGAUCCUCGAUAUUCUCUUAGCUCUUCCUACACCAGCACAGAACCAGGCGGGUUCCGCUCAGACACAAGCACUGACGGGAGGAGAACUUACAAUACCAACCGAUCAGUCGCUGUUAUCCAAUGAGGGGCCGUCGUCAAGUCAAUAUCCAAAGAAGGGGAAGACCCGGAUCCCUGCGCGCCUUGUUUCUAGGAGGGCUCUCAUUGACCUAGGAUACCCCCAUAUUGAGGAGGGUAAGACAAUUAUUGUCCUGAAGGCUCUUGGCCAGGAUAAUAUUGAUGAGUUGCUCACGCUAAGUGAAGAGUACAGGAUGAGUGAACGUGAGCAAUUCCAGGAUUCCGAGACAAGCAAACCCGACGCGAAAGAUCUCUCACGACCAGACGAUAUCGAGACCGUCGUCCGCGAGGCGAAACAAAGAUUCCGCGACACACUGCCCAAGGGCUACCUCAGCGAGGAAGAAUACAGGCUAUACGAGCGAUGGUACGGGCCACCGUUGCGAGAGACCUCUCCGGAGGAUGUGGGCAUAGAGUACCUGAACGAAAAGGUGUCCGAAGCACGAGUCCGGCAUGAUGGAUCAUCCGAGCCUGCCCUCCUUCGACAGGUCGAGGGCGGCUCCUACGAAGAGGUAUCCUACGUCCGCAAAGGAGUAUCGCAAACUCCAAACGAGGAGCUUGGCGAGAUCAUCGAAGACAACGUCACCUCCGAAAUAUCCACCGAAGUCGAGCCGACCGAAGAAGUCGAACCCGAGGAGCGGGAGAACUACAUCAACAUCGUGGCGAGAAACAAGCGAGAAUACGAUGCGCUCAUGAAGUUGCAGAAGGACUUCGAAGCCAACGCCCGCGCUUUCGAGGAGUCGGAGAGAGCGCAGGCUCUGGCGGAGGAGCAAGCACAAGAGGAGGAAGAUGCGCGAGACGAGGACCGAGAGUUCGACGAGGACGAAGAGGACCUUGACGAGAUGGAGGAUGGCAUCCAGGACCAGGGCAUCUCAAACCGUGCCGGUCGCCUGCACCCGCUCACCAGAGAUGGCCAUUUCUCGACAAACCCCUCCACCGUCGCACUGCCAUACGUUGGUUACAUCUCGCCUGUCACGACGAUGCUCGGCAGAACAGACAUCAAGCACGUGCAGGAAGCAGCAGAGAGAGCCUUUGGAGGCCCUGGUCUGCCGUACUCUCCCGCGACGCCUGCUUCCAAGAUGAACCUACCUCAGCAACCCGUUGGUAUGGCCGUGUGGCAAGCUAGGAUGUCAGAGAUUGACGCAGACGCCUUCGUCUCCACAUUCUUGCCACCCGCCUACGCCUCCGCCAUGGGCAGUCUUGUCGAGGUCCGCAAGCGCCUGGGUACGGAAUGGCUGCGCAAGCUGUUUGAAAGAGGUGACGGUGAAGGCCCCCGAGUUUUGGAUGUCGGCGCUGGAGGUGCUGGCCUUCUGGCAUGGCAAGAUGUCACCCGCGCUGAGUGGGAUGCCAUGAAGUCUCGCGGCGAGGUCACGGCAAAGGCACCUCCCGGAAAGCAGAGCGUGGUUAUUGGAGCUGAAAAGCUGAGAUUACGCAUUUCAAAGUUCCUGCAGAACACGACCUUCCUGCCGCGGCUACCGGAUUACAUCCACUCGUUCGAGAACCAGCACUUGCACGUCGACGCCAACCAGACUCCCCAGCCCAGGAAGAUGUUUGAUGUUAUUAUCGCAUCUCAUCUGCUACUCCCAGUCAAGGAGGGCCACAGACGCAAGGCCAUUCUCAACCAGCUCUGGUCCCUUCUCAACCCCGAGGGCGGUGUCCUCAUCGUCCUCGAGAAAGGGCAGCCGCGCGGUUUCGAGGCUGUCGCCGAGGUCCGUGAUCGCCUUCUGGACGAGUUCCUCAUUCCUCCUGGAGGUGAGGGACUCAAGGCCGAAGACGAAAUGGAGACAUCUGCUUUUAUCCGAGUAAAGGAGCCCGGCAUGAUCAUCGCACCCUGCACCAACCACAAGUCAUGCCCGAUGUACCUCGUUCCCGGCAGGAGCAAGGGACGUAAGGAUUACUGCCACUUCACCCAACGCUUCGUUCGCCCUCCUUUCCUACAAAAGAUCAUGGGCGCAACGCAGCGGAACCACGACGACGUGCAAUUCAGCUACGUCGCCAUCCAGCGCGGUGUUGCGGCGAAGGAGGGCGAGUUUGCCGGCGACGAAGCGACGGACCGCGCCUUUGAUGGUUAUGAAAACGCCGAAACCGCCCCCGACAUGCUCUCCCUACCUCGCCAGAUCCUCCCGCCCAUCAAGCGCCGCGGACACGUUACCCUUGACGUGUGCACGCCGUCAGCUCACAUUGAGCGAUGGACGGUACCCAAGAGCUUCAGCAAGCAGGCGUACCACGACGCGCGCAAGGCGAAAUGGGGUGACCUAUGGGCUCUAGGCGCGAAGACGCGGAUGCGCCGGAAUGUGCGUCUCGGCAAGCCCGAGGCUGAGGAUGAUGGCGGCGUUCGAGCCCAGCGGGCGAAGGAGGCGGCUCGCAGGUCGAAGAAGCCUGUGAACGUCGACCUGAAUGAGCAGGGUGUUGUUGGUGACCCUGACGCUAUCGCGAAGGCGGCGGAGCCGAGACGCCGAAAGAGCAGCAGGCAGACUGCCAGGCAGGACUUGAACAAGCGUGUUCAGAAUGAUGAUUAA
Molecule: messenger RNA, 3459 nt
Organism: Colletotrichum karsti
Lineage: Eukaryota; Fungi; Ascomycota; Sordariomycetes; Glomerellales; Glomerellaceae
Exons: 4
Coding region: 1-3459 (1152 amino acids)
Biological process (GO): translation
Cellular component (GO): mitochondrial small ribosomal subunit
Molecular function (GO): methyltransferase activity; structural constituent of ribosome
Source: RefSeq, a predicted model, not a curated record